Messenger RNA from Hyaloperonospora brassicae, 501 nucleotides. The record is from the annotation of a GenBank genome assembly. NCBI's taxonomy places the organism in Eukaryota, Oomycota, Peronosporomycetes, Peronosporales, Peronosporaceae.
AUGGCACCCGCGAGCGACCCGACCUGCGUGGAGCCAGCGUGCGCCGACAAGCUGAGCUUCUUCAAGAUGUCAGCUGGCAAGAAGACCAAGAAAGAGGCCGCGCAUCCGACACUAGCCAAGGAGUGCCCAUUGGACCGGCAGGAGCUGGGCACUGCUACGUGGGGACUGCUGCAUUCGAUUGGAAUUUACUACCCAGACGAGCCGUCGCCAGAGUAUCAGGCCAAAGCCAAGAGCUUCAUCGAGACUUUGGCGCUGAUGUAUCCGUGCGUGCAUUGCGCCGACGAUUUCCAGAAAGAGAUUGCCAAGUCUCCGCCACGUGUGGAGUCGCGUACGACGUUCUCGAUGUGGCUGUGCGAACAGCACAACGUUGUGAACCGUAAGCUACAUAAGCCUCUGUUUGAGUGCACGAUGCCGAAUCUCGAGGAGCGAUGGAGAAAGGGAAAACCAUCGUGCUGGGGUGAAGACGGCGACGAAGAUUACGCUCAGGAGACACUCAUGUAA